CUCCAUGAAUGAACCAUUCACAUUGGUCCUGCCCACGGCGUCGCUCGCACUCGCAGGGGCGCGAUGACAGUCUCCCCGAUUUUUCCGUCCGACUCGAUGAAUCGACUCGACUGAUCCUCAGAGUCAACGUUCUCGCGGGAUGUCUCGGCGCCGUUGGAGGACACGCACCGGGCCUCAGCCUAGACCUCUCAUUCGCGUAGAAGCCAAGACCGUGAGGGACUUCGUGGGGUAGGCUUUCUGCCAGACUGCCACACUGUCACAUAUCCCGUACGCGGCUCAG
Messenger RNA from Amorphotheca resinae ATCC 22711, 280 nucleotides. RefSeq lists its product as hypothetical. The coding region runs from base 9 to 200 and encodes 63 amino acids. The record is from RefSeq and is a predicted model, not a curated record. Lineage: Eukaryota; Fungi; Ascomycota; Leotiomycetes; Helotiales; Amorphothecaceae. The transcript has a single exon.